Molecule: messenger RNA, 5209 nt
Organism: Aspergillus novofumigatus IBT 16806
Lineage: Eukaryota; Fungi; Ascomycota; Eurotiomycetes; Eurotiales; Aspergillaceae
Product: putative RSC complex subunit (Sth1)
Exons: 4
Coding region: 483-4727 (1414 amino acids)
Biological process (GO): positive regulation of transcription by RNA polymerase II
Cellular component (GO): nucleus
Molecular function (GO): ATP binding; ATP-dependent chromatin remodeler activity; DNA binding
Source: RefSeq, a predicted model, not a curated record
GGCUGAGCACCGCCAGUUUCCCCGACCAGCACGGAGAGUCGCGACAUUUCCGUCCCCUUCAUCUCCAUUUCAUCCAUACAGGCCUUCAACGCGCCUUUUUUAACGCCCCCCCUCCAUUUGAGGCCAUUUUUUCCCCUUCCACCAUCGUGUUUGAGCCUUCCCCCACCCUCUUGCUCGCCUUCGCUUUGUCGCCUACCGCCCGGUGGUCAUCCCGAUCCAGGCUAAACAUCACAAACCUGUCGCAACUUAUUAAAUAGAGGUCGCUUUCAGUCGCAUUCAUCGACAGAAGGAGUUUUCUUUUACUACACAUUAGCCAAUUCGCGCUUUCGGUCGCCCCACAGGCGCGAAUUGUCAUUUUCUGUUUCCAGUCCCUUCCCCCUACGUGUUUCUUCACAAUUCCGUCGCGGUCUUGUCGUAGUUCAAGUCGUCCAUUACCGUCCUUGUCCUGCUUAUGAAGUAAGACAUCGAUUACGCGCUUGAAUAUGGCUUCACUCCAGUCAGCGCCCAAUAUGGCGGCUGGAAACAUGAGCCUGCCGCCGAAUUUGACGCAGCAGCAUAUUCAAGAAGUCCUCCAGAAAUUCAAGCAGAUGCAGGAACAGGGUGUUCGCCACGACGACCCUGAAUACCUCAAAGCUCACAACCUACUUGCUGCUGUCCAGCGACAGCAAGUAUACCAAAAGCAAAGACAGUUCGCACAGCAGCAACUUCAAGCGCAACAUCGUCAACAGCAGUUGAACGGCGCGACUCCGGAGUCGGCCGCUGCAAAUGGUAUCAAUGGUCGAAAUGGCCCGAUCCCCUCUUCAGGUCCCACUCCAGAUGCCUCAACGCCGGCUGGCGCUCAAUCACAACCUGCCAAUCCUGCUGCUGCUCAGAAGGGUGCACCUGUCGCCAGUGGAAGUUUCUCUGCGGAGCAGCUUACAACUCUCAGAAAUCAGAUUUUGGCCUUCAAGUUGCUCUCCAAGAAUCUCACAAUACCACCCCGCGUCCAACAGCAGCUUUUUGCCUCCAAAAAAGCUCAGACCCCUACUCCCUCAGAUGGUAUCGCGAGCGCAGAGAGCGUUUUAGAAAGCGUGACUCAGGCCAAAUCGGAGCAGCCCACUCCAGAUGUAGCGCCACAGUCCAAGGAUUUCUAUGAGACCUUUCAGUCGCCCUAUGAGCUUUUCCCUAAGAGCGUCAGCUUCACUGAUCAUGCUUCUCGCGCCAACCGCCUGCGCAUUCCUGCUUUGAUGCCACCCGGCAUUGACCUGGAGCAGCUGCGUGAGGACCGUGAGAUGAUCCUCUACAACAAAAUCAAUGCGCGAAAGGCUGAGCUCGCUGAGCUUCCUGCAAAUCUUGGUGUGUGGGACACGAGCAAGAGUGAUACACCCAGCGGUGAUGACUCGCUGAAGCUUAAGGCAUUGAUCGAGUACAAGAUGCUUCAUCUUCUGCCCAAGCAGAGGCUUUUCCGCAAACAGAUUCAGAAUGAAAUGUUCCACUUUGAUAAUCUCGGCAUGACUGCCAAUCGAUCUAGCCACCGUCGCAUGAAGAAGCAGUCUCUUCGUGAAGCCCGAAUCACUGAGAAGUUGGAGAAGCAGCAACGCGAUGCCCGCGAAACUCGGGAGAAGAAGAAGCAAUACGAUCAACUACAAGCCAUUUUGAACCAUGGUGCCGAGUUGCAGAACGCUGCUAACCAGCAGCGCACUCGUAUGCAGAAGCUUGGUCGCAUGAUGCUUCAGCACCACCAGCAUAUGGAGCGUGAGGAGCAGAAACGUGUCGAACGUACUGCCAAACAACGUCUUCAGGCUCUAAAGGCCAACGAUGAAGAGACUUACAUGAAGCUUCUGGGACAGGCCAAAGAUUCGCGUAUUUCUCACCUCCUCAAACAGACCGAUGGCUUCCUCAAACAACUUGCUGCCUCUGUCAGGGAGCAGCAACGCAGCCAGGCUGAACGGUAUGGGGAAGAUGAGCAGCUCUUCGAAGAAGAGGAUGAAGAGGAUAUCGGAUCCGAUGACGACGAAGAGGGCGACCGACGGAAGAUUGACUACUAUGCUGUCGCUCACCGUAUCAAGGAAGAGGUCACCGAACAGCCUAAGAUUCUUGUUGGCGGUACCCUUAAGGAGUACCAGAUGAAGGGUCUGCAGUGGAUGAUUUCGCUCUACAACAACAACCUGAAUGGUAUUUUGGCAGACGAGAUGGGUCUUGGAAAGACUAUUCAAACCAUCAGUUUGAUCACAUACAUCAUUGAGAGGAAGAAGAACAACGGCCCCUUCUUGGUUAUCGUGCCUCUCAGUACUCUGACAAACUGGAAUAUGGAGUUCGAAAAGUGGGCGCCAAGUGUCUCCAGGGUUGUCUACAAGGGACCCCCCAAUGCGCGCAAACAGCAGCAGCAGCAAAUCCGCUGGGGUAACUUCCAAGUCCUGUUGACCACAUACGAAUACAUCAUCAAGGACCGCCCAGUAUUGAGCAAGAUCAAGUGGACGCACAUGAUUGUUGACGAAGGUCACCGUAUGAAGAACACACAGUCUAAGCUGAGUAGCACUUUAUCUCAGUACUACACCAGCCGUUAUCGUCUCAUUUUGACUGGUACCCCCUUGCAAAAUAAUCUUCCCGAGUUGUGGGCGCUGCUUAACUUCGUUUUGCCAAACAUCUUCAAAUCGGUCAAAUCGUUCGAUGAGUGGUUCAACACGCCCUUUGCAAAUACUGGAGGUCAGGACCGCAUGGAGCUCUCCGAAGAAGAACAACUGCUGGUGAUCCGUCGUUUGCACAAGGUUCUUCGGCCCUUCCUGCUUAGACGUUUGAAGAAAGAUGUCGAGAAGGAUCUGCCUGAUAAGCAAGAACGUGUCAUCAAAUGUCGCUUUUCUGCUCUGCAAGCGAGGCUGUACAAACAGCUUGUCACGCACAAUAAGAUGGUUGUCAGUGACGGUAAAGGAGGCAAGACUGGCAUGCGUGGUUUGAGCAACAUGCUGAUGCAGCUGAGAAAAUUGUGCAAUCAUCCAUUCGUUUUCGAGCCGGUUGAGGAUCAAAUGAAUCCUGGGCGUGGAACCAACGAUCUCAUUUGGCGAACCGCAGGCAAAUUUGAACUUUUGGAUAGGAUUCUCCCGAAGUUCAGGGCCACGGGCCACCGCGUGUUGAUGUUCUUCCAGAUGACUCAGAUCAUGAACAUCAUGGAGGAUUUCCUUCGCCUUCGGGGUAUGAAAUACCUUCGUCUUGAUGGUUCAACCAAAUCCGAUGAUCGUUCGGACCUGUUGAAGCUGUUCAAUGCGCCGGGCUCGGACUAUUUCUGUUUCUUGCUUUCGACGCGUGCCGGUGGUCUCGGUCUCAACCUGCAGACUGCAGACACUGUCAUCAUCUUCGACUCAGACUGGAAUCCUCACCAAGAUUUGCAAGCUCAGGAUCGUGCUCACCGUAUCGGACAGAAGAACGAGGUUCGCAUCUUGCGUCUGAUCAGCUCCAAUUCAGUUGAAGAGAAAAUUCUUGAACGUGCGCAGUUCAAGCUUGACAUGGAUGGCAAGGUCAUUCAGGCUGGAAAGUUCGACAAUAAGUCCACAAACGAAGAGCGAGAUGCUCUCCUUCGAACGCUACUCGAAACUGCGGAGGCUGCUGACCAGCUUGGUGAGCAAGACGAAAUGGACGACGACGACCUGAACGACAUCAUGGCUCGCUCCGACGAUGAGCUGAUUACUUUCCAGCGCAUUGACAAGGAACGCCAGAAGAACGAUCAAUAUGGGCCUGGCCAUCGGUAUCCCCGUCUCAUGGGAGAAGACGAACUCCCGGAUAUUUACCUUGCCGACGAGAACCCCGUCCAAGAAGAAGUUGACAUUGAGGUUACCGGUCGUGGAGCUCGUGAACGCAAAAUUACCCGCUACGACGAUGGUCUUACCGAAGAGCAGUGGCUCAUGGCCGUGGAUGCCGAUGAUGACACGAUCGAGAGUGCUAUCGCCCGAAAGGAAGCAAGAGUCGAGCGUCGCCGCAUGAAUAAGGAGAAGCGUCAGAAGAGAGCCAUGGGCGUCGAGUCCUCGCCAGAGCCAUCGCGUGAGAGUUCCGAGACCCCGCAACCCAAGAAGCGUGGACGUAGGGGUCCUGCGCCUAAACGCAAGGCGGAGGAGCCCGUUGAGGAAACACCGCAACCGAAGCGCAAGAGAGGCAGACAACCGAAACCUGUUGAAACCUUGAGUAGCGAGGACCGCGCCACGCUCCAGCGGAUUCUCAACACCGCGUACCAGGCGCUGAUGGAUAUGGAACAAGAGCUGCCAGCGGAUUCAUCCGACAGCGAGGACGGGCCGGUUACCCGCUCGAUCAUCGAGCCAUUCAUGAAGCCACCUCCUAAAUCGCAAUAUCCCGACUAUUACCUGAUCAUUCAGAACCCAAUCGCCAUGGAGAUGAUCAGGAAGAAGAUAAACCGCGAGGAAUAUCAGAAUCUUAGGGACUUCCGAAAUGACAUCCACCUCCUGUGUCAGAAUGCCAGGACCUACAAUGAAGAUGGAAGCAUCCUGUUCCAGGAUGCCAACGAUAUUGAAGCGAAAUGUGUCGAGGUGUUGAGGAAAGAAACCGAGGACUACCCACAGUUUGCCGAUUUCGACGAUUCUCUGUCAUCGGCAGGCAAUGAUGUCUCUGUUGCUCCCGCACUGUCUACAGGGACGCCUGCCACUGCCACUCCGACGCAACCAAAGUUGAAACUCACGUUCAACAAUAGCAACCGGGAUAGUGCAGGAAUUUCGAAUAGCGGCCCUGACUCGGAAGACGCAUGAUGCCACCUAAUGAGGUUCAGUUAGGUUUAUGACAGGGCAUUAUAGUCUGCUUUUCACGUCCGCUGAAGUCGCAAGCGGAGAUAUGGUUUCCAUAUUUUUCCGUCUGAUGCUGCCUGCGAUUUCUCCCCCCUGACAUGUAUUCCUCUAGUUCGAGUUCUUUCAUCUUCAUAUCCCGCUUCUGGGAGGCGUUUUGUGAUUUGGUGGCUCAUGAUGGACGUUGGUUGAUGGCGCAAUGCUUUUUUAAAUCAAGACGAGAGACUUAGUCUUGUUUACUAUCUCCUUUUCUUAUUCUAACCCUUGUGUUAUGCCAUAUUGAGAUGUCUUGAGGGCGGAAAUAGUCCUGCUUCAGUGUGUCUCAUUUCAGUUUGUUGACUACUUCUGCUCUGUGCUAAAGAACAAGGGACUUGUCUUGGAACAACUCGAGGCAUUUCUGCUGUAAUCGACGAUCAAUGAGGGUUGGUAAUAAAUGGAUUUUCCCGAUG